UACAAAAUUAGUGGUACAUCAUUUGACUGUGUGUACGUGCUUUAAAUAACAGUUAAGGUACAUAAAUACAAUUUUCCAGAAGUACAAAUUACAUCAACUAUAAUUUUCAUCUCAACAAUUGCUUCUAUCAAUCUCUGAAGAGUGGUUUCCUUAUUAUUGUAACGAUCAAAACGAUGAUCGUCAAAAUAGUACUGGCGUCUACCUUAGCAAUUGUUGCGACGACGAAGACGGCUGAAGAGUUUUUUUCCUGAUUUAUGAUCGUAGCGAUCACUGAACCUUUUUUUUACAGAGAUUGAAGCAAUAAUAUGGAAACCAGCUAUUGAGUGGAGACGUUGUAGUGCAUCUUGCACUUAUAUUUGUAAAGAAAAAUCUAAAUUAAUCAACAAAGUAGAGAACAAAAAGACGUAUUCUCAUAAUUUCAGAUAUCCUCACCUACCCUGUCUACUAGCUGGCCAAAAAAGGGACCGUUACCUGCCACUAGAAGUCUGUACCAUAAUUCCUUGUCAAAAAAGGCAUUUAUCAGAGGAACAGACGGCAAACAUGAUCAGAAGUACUGCUCGCCCUGCACCUGAAAGGCAACAGGACAUUCAGUAUUGGGCCCAAAACAUGAUACAAACCAAUAGUAAGUACUUAAGGGAGGAGUUCCAGACUUCUGUUAGCCCUGAAAUGGUCAAGGUCGUUGGCCGCGUACUGCCAGCACCAAAAAUCAAGCUUGGACCACAAGAUCAAGCUUUGGUUCCACGAGAUGGUUCUUGGGACAUGCGUAGCAAGUUGCUUCAUGAGGGAGCGCUCAUUAGCACUUGGGCCUUAGCUUGUUUUGCCAGUAGGUGUAGCGAAGAUCAGCUGAGGAACUUUUGUAACCAAAUGGCCUCUGUGUCGACUCGAGAGGGAAUGUGGAUGACAGAACAACCAACUGCUUUGGAAUAUCCUGGGGGCUUCUGUGAUGUGGAAAGUCUAUUCUCUCAGUGGGCGGUAGAUUAUCCACAACUACAGCUUAUCAUAGCUGUUCUGCCAGAUAAAGCCAAGGAACUUUAUUCAGAGAUCAAACGAGUUGGCGACAUUGUCCUAGGAAUUGCCACCCAAUGUGUUAAAAUUCAGCACGCACAACAAGCGAAACCUCAAGUCUGUGCCAAUAUCUCUUUGAAGAUAAACUCCAAGUUAGGUGGAAUUAAUCAUGUGAUUGAUCCGUCAGAGAAGUCCCCCGUGUUUAGAGAUCCUGUUAUCAUCUUUGGUGCGGAUGUAACACACCCCACUCCUACUGAAAAUGGGAUUCCAUCUAUCGCUGCUGUUGCGGCCAGUAUGGAUGUAAAUGCAACCAAAUAUUGCGCACGGGUUCGAGCGCAGAGACACGAGAAGUCUAGAGGUCCUCAGGAAAUUAUUAACGAUCUGGCUGUCAUGGUUAAAGAGCUUCUUAUCGAGUUCUACAAAGCGAAUUGGAGACGUAAGCCGUCCACAAUCAUUUUUUACCGUGAUGGAGUCAGUGAAAGUCAGUUUGACCAAGUACUGAUUCAUGAAGUGCGAGCUGUUCAGGUGGCCUGUAUGAUGCUGGAAAAGGAAUAUCGUCCAAGAAUCACUUUUGUUGUGGCUCAGAAGCGCCACCACACAAGACUGUUCUGUGAAGACAGACGAGAUGCUUCAGGGAAAGCUCAGAAUGUACCACCAGGCACCACUGUGGAUGGUGGUAUAACACACCCAUAUGAGUUUGAUUUCUACCUGUGCAGCCACUAUGGAAUCCAGGGAACAAGCCGACCCACUCACUAUCACGUUUUGUACGACGAUAACGCCUUUACAGCAGACGGUCUUCAACAGCUCACUUAUCAGCUGUGCCACGUAUAUGCACGUUGCACUCGCAGUGUCUCCAUACCAGCCCCCGCCUAUUAUGCACAUUUGGUAGCAUUUCGAGCCAGACGCCACAUGACCAACGGCGAAAAUGGAAGGAGGGGGGACACUGUAGAUUUGGAGAAAUCUGCAAGAGCCAUUCAAGUUCAUGACAGAAUGAAAGAAGCGAUGUAUUUUACGUAAACAAUUAACAUGAUAAUACUGUAUAUAUGUGCUCGAAAUGAAAAAAAAGAAAAGAAAAAGAUGAAAAAUACAUCGCUGACAAGUAGCAAUACCGCGUAAAUGUCUCCAUGAAUAACAACUGUUUAUGAGAAUAUGUAAUCCUGAUAUUCCAUUAGUUUUAAAUAUUUUUUCCUGACUUUUAGGUUGCAAGUGAUUUGAAAACGGUGAUGCAUUCUGCUACAUGUAGUUAGCAUUCCGGGGGGAACUCCCAUAUAAAAAGGACAGGGGUGGUCAUCGUACCUUUUAGGGCUUAAGAGUGAGGUUUUGGUACCUCUUAGGGUGUUCGGCCUGAAGUGAUCCACAGAGGGAGCUUUUACGGUGCCUUU
Molecule: messenger RNA, 2387 nt
Organism: Orbicella faveolata
Lineage: Eukaryota; Metazoa; Cnidaria; Anthozoa; Scleractinia; Merulinidae
Product: protein argonaute-2-like
Biological process (GO): signal transduction
Molecular function (GO): protein binding; RNA binding
Source: RefSeq, a predicted model, not a curated record